Molecule: messenger RNA, 708 nt
Organism: Hydatigera taeniaeformis
Lineage: Eukaryota; Metazoa; Platyhelminthes; Cestoda; Cyclophyllidea; Taeniidae
Source: the annotation of a GenBank genome assembly
AUGGUUGAGCUAAUUUUGGACUCAGCCAUAAGGUUCUGGGUCUUUCUUCCCAUCGUCGUCAUUACUUUCUUUUAUGGAGUAAUUCGUCACUAUCUUACGGUCUUGAUGGUCUCCAAUAAAAAGCCUGAUCUCCAAGCCGUGUCUGAUAGUCAUGCUCUAAUGCGAAGUCGGCUUCUUAGAGAAAAUGGGAACUAUAUCACUCGCAAUGUAUCUCGUUUCUUUUUGGGUGAGGUUGGGUUUUUCAAAACUCAAAAACGGGAAAAUUCUGUCAAAAACCCAAUGGCAGAUCCUUCGAUGCUUAGUGAUAUGAUGAAGGGUAACAUGUUGAACGUCGUGCCAAUGUUGGUAAUUGGUGGAUGGAUAAAUUGGGCAUUUUCUGGGUUUCUCACGACCAAAGUUCCCUUUCCUCUGACCUAUCGCUUUAAGCCAAUGCUGCAGCGCGGCUGCGAAACUCUUGUGUCACUAGAUGCCUCUUGGGUGAGCUCAGCCUCGUGGUAUUUCUUGAAUAUAUUCGGACUUCGAAGCCUACAUGAAUUGGUUCUAGGAUCUGACAGCGCCGUAGCUCAGCCUCUCUUUAUUCAGGAACAGAUGAUGUCCAGUCAUCAACAGCCGCCGGAUAUCCAAAAAGCCUUCAAAGCAGAAUGGGAAGCUCUUGAAGUCGUACACCACAAAUGGGCCCUCUGUGGUUGUGAGACUCGUCUUCUCUAA